GUUCACUUCGUUGAAGAGAGAGAGUCAGUAUCCAGCCUGAAUUACAAGAGGCGAGUUCGGCUACGUGCAAGAUAGACAACUGCGUUUUUAACAACUGGAAGUUCUGUUGUUAGUGUUAGUUAGUCCCGUUAGUGUCCCGUGUUCACCUUUUCUAAAUCGUCUACAAGAAUGGAAUAUUUUGCAAAACUUUAGAAUCACGAUUCCAUGGACAACUUCGAGAAUUACUUAAAUCGAGAUUGAUCGCCGGUCAACAUGGUCUAAAGGUAUUGCUUUGGGGAACGUGAUAUCUCUAUUUACAGACUUGAACCCGGUAUGGAGCUUGAAGAGAACCGAAAAUAAAGGAGAAGCUAGCUACUGGAUAUCGUCCGAGGCUUAUAUCAAGGUCUGACUGACAAGGAACGUCUGGGAGAGAGUUUCGCCUGGUUUUUGUAUUCAGCUCUCCCAGAAAUGGUGGGGCACCUACAUUUACAAGCUAUGGAUGACAGUCUAAAAGGAAAGAACAGGGAAGGGUUGCUCGACAGUCCGGAUUCUGGGCUUCCCCCAAGCCCAAGUCCGCCCUUCUAUUCACUGUCCCCGGCUCUGCUAGAGACGCGAUCCGCCAGCUGCACAACCUCAGCUGAACACCAUGGAAACUAUAAAGAGAAGAGCAAAGAAGGCAAGCUGUUGCCGUAUCUGCUCCUGAACUCGACAGGCUUGGACACCAAGGGUCGUAUGCACCCAGUUUUCUUUGGAGAGAGCAUCAAGGUGAACCCUGAACCAGAGCAAGAGAUCAGGUGCAAUUCGGAGGUGAAGUACGACUCGGACAAGCACUACCGGGACCAGGUGUACUGCGCCCCGGUUCCCACGGUGACGUCCUACAGCGAGACGAUCGUGGCGGUGCACAACUGCACGUGGCGGAGCUACAAGUCCGAGCUGCAGUUUGAGCCACGCCAGCGGCCCCUGCACUUCCUGAGUACCACCAUCAUAUUCCCCAAGCACGCCAAGAACACUUACCGCACCACGCUCCACUACAACGCCUCCGGGGCCCGCCGCUGGUUUGUCUCCAGCGUGCAGCUGGAGUCCAGCGAGGACGCCAGCCCCUGCAUCAUCUACACAGAGGACCUUUAAACAGUGCCCUUCGCCCUCCGUACCCAUCUCCCCCCUGGGUAGACAGAAAGUGUGUGUGUCUAUGCAAGUGAGAAAGAGAGUGUGAUGGAGAGAGGAGAGACAGAUGGCUUCGGGAACUUUUUUUUCUCUGGGUGUAUAGGCACUUACGAUUGUGCAUAUUCUGGAUCACACAUACAAUUAGAGAGCAAGUAUUUCAUUAUUCUCAGUCUUGUAUUUGAUCUACCAAGUUAUUGGACUAGAGUAAAUGGAUGAGGAAAAGGUAAUAAGCAACCUGUUUGAGUUACAAUACCUGUGUUCCCAUCAGUCCGGGGGGCUGGCUAAAUGUCAAUGGACAUGCCAGGCGGAAAUAUGAGAAGCUUCAUAAGCAAAUUAAAUCAACAUUUAAACUCCUACUCUUUAUUGUACCCAAAAAAAGAAGAAUCUGAAAAGCAGUAUGCAUUUCUGGCUAAUUCACUCUGAAGGAAGGUUUGGCAAAUUCACUCAUGAGGAAAUAGGUUUGAAAUGCGAAACAGACAGCAACAACGCUGAAGCGGAGACUUAACGCAGUGUGUGUGUAUGUGUGUGUGUGUGUGUGUGUACUUCACCUAAUGCCUGAAUCAGGCUUUCAAAUCCACUGUAUUCUCUUGACAUUGUGCAGACAUUGGAGGGGUUUCAUUUUUUUUAAUGAAUAUUUAAGCAGGAGCAGUAUGAAUACAAAAAAUAAGAACAUUCAUCCAGUGGAAUAACGCAUCUUAGUAAAUGGAAGAUGUGUGGACGUGUCUGGGCUCAGCAGUGAAGGGGAAAGUGGCUCACAGGCCUUGCUUCUCAGCUCAUUUGUCCCAUUCAGUGCACCUGACUUCCAUAAACACUGUAGCCUCCCCACCGCUCCAAAUCCAGGAGCGAUCACGGUUAAGUGGAAUCCCUUAAAGGCUCCAAAGUACUAGGUCGCGCAUUUUCAUUGCUCGCAUCAGUGUGGCUGAUGUACCUCGCUGCUUGUAAACUUUUAUAUGCAGCAUAAAGCAUUCGGAGAGGAAUGAAACAAUGAAUACAUUUCCCAACAUGACCUGGAACUCAUUACUGUCUUGGGGGGGCACUAUUUGAGGUGAUUUGAGGCAUACUAGCAUUCUCUCAUGUCAUUUUAAAUAUGAAGACUUCCUUUAUCGCUGUAUGCAUUUGGUGGUAUUGGCAAGGAGAAAGGCAAACAAAGUUGUGUUAACAGGCGCUUCGAAGGUUGGACCAAAGAUAUCCCCCUACAGGGAGGUCUCUGGCCUCUGAGCACUCUCUGCCUUUCACAGUGAUAUCAGGUUCCCAGACGGUCAUGACUGACAACGUUAGGGCCAUGCACCGGACUAUCUCAGUGCUGACAGAUCUUCCAGCAUCAAACAUAACAGCCUGGGAACCGGAUAUCACAAUAUGUUUAAAGCUCUUUGAAGUCUGUGCAAAUGACCCGGCCAAUCUCAUUAUCAUCUCAUGGACGUGUUCACACAGUGUGCACAGAAUCUGGAGUGACUCUGAAUUGGGAUCAGUCAUUGGCCAGUCAUUGCGCAUGGCAGUUGAGGCCCCUAUGUGCUGUAAGAGUAGGCCAUGCAAUGCAGGGAGAGCUGUGGAAGAAAAGCAGGGUUUGUAUUUUUAAUGUGGCUGGCGCUUCGGCUUAGCAUGGGAUCCAGUGUCAGACGAGAAGCACGUUGGAUGAACGCUUUGAUACUUUGUUAGCAAAAGCCCAUUUUCCACCUGGAACUCAGUGUGCCCACAUGAUUAGCCAAGGAUAAAAAAAAAAGAAAAUGGGCACAUUAUUUCAUGUGUUCUUUUAUUUUAAGGUUUUAAAAGGAAAUACUGUAUUAUUGAAAGGGAUGUAUUCAUGUCAACACACUGUCAUACUCGAAUACAACAUGACCUGCCAAACAUUUCUAAUUUUGGAAAAGGGUUGUCUAUCACCCAGAGAAAGAGAAAGACGGAGACAGAGAAAGAGACAGAGUUAGAAAACAGAGUGUCUACCCUGAGUCCAUUUUCUAUGGAGCCUAAGGAAAGGAUUUAAUCAUAUUUGUCAUCUGUCCAUCUUUGUUGUUUGCUUUGCAGAUCAUUACAGCUUUGCCAGGAAAGCACUCCUGGCAGUAGUAUGUGGGAAUUUUACUUUAAAUGGUGACCAAAGUUCGAGAGAGAGAAAAAGACAGAAUUACUAGACUACCCAAGGAUAAAAAAAGCACACCGUUUCUCAGAAAAGUAAAGUAAAAAAAAAAAAGUAAUCAAAGGUUCAAUUUAAAAUGCACACAAACAGCAAAGGACAUGUGCAAGUCUGACAUCUCUGCGUUCUGCGUGUCAGACUGCAUUUUCUUUAUUUUGAAAAGAAUGCGGGAGGGAUAAGUCUCUCAGACAGAAAUGGCUGCUGUGCGCGGGGGGGGGGGGGCUGGCUGUAACAGACGAGCGGGCUGGAGCCCAGGGAAAGUGGGAAAGUGGGCUUAAUGUAUAAAACAGAUCUCCUGUAGGUGAGCCAGCAGCAGCUUCCAGCACCCUCGUGUUAGAUAUCUGAAUGGCUUCUCAGCCAUGCCGAAGAAAGAGGACUGUUACUGUGACUGAGUGUGUGCGUGUAGCAGGGGUGGUUAUGGGUAGGACGUACUCGUGAGUAAAAUGGGUUUCAGCAGCUGGAACUGAUCCUGUGUAGCAGAGACUGGGAGGGAAGCCUGCUCUGACAGUCUGUGACUGUGUGUGCUCCCCGCAGACUAAUGUUGUGACCAGAGAGAGCCUGUCCCAGAGUCCACCCUUUCCCCCUUUACCGCUCCUUUUCAACAUCCGAGGCCAGCUGGGGCCCUUCUGGUCGAGUAAGGUUUUAAAAUGACAAGAGGAGAACCAAAAAGGGUCACGUUCGGUCUCCUCCCCAAUAUUUACUGAUAUGUAUAUUGUCUUUUCCCUACAUCUAUCACUAUAAAGAGCUCACGGAUGGCGCAAAGGUAAACUUGUGACCGAGGUGUUAACCAUAUGAGCUCAGCGCUACACAGCUUUUCUACAUCGUCUGUGUAUACCAGAGUGCCACAGAAUAAUUAUAUUUUCCUAAAGAAAGGGUGUGAGGGUGAUGGAAAAUAUAGGAAAAUAUAAUUAUUCUGUGGCACUCUGGUAUACACAACCAUAAAAACAACUAUGUGAGCUAGAACACACAGAAUCAGUCACAGAAAGCCAGUAGUGUAAAAAUAUGUAGCUAAUACACAUCUGUAAAAUGAAAGGGUUACAUUUUCCUUUGGAGAAUUCUUAUCAGAUUAUCUUUAUUUGGGAUAGCUUGAUUGGUGUUGUGUCUGACCUGAUAACUUACCUUUGUCUGUCAUAUAUAUAUUUGAAUUUAAAUAUUGAAUUUUAAAUAUUGAAUUGGAAUUUCUUACCUCAGUUUCUAUUUUAAGAGUUUUUUUCAUUAUCUUGUAAAAACAAAGAAACAAACAAACAAAAAAAAACUACACUGUAUUCUCUUGCUUUAAGUUUGAAUGCAAAUACUCUUUCGAAGACACCAGCUGCAAAUCUGAAGUGUUACACAUUUGUUUUAGUUUCUAAACAAACAAGUAAGGAGUAACAGGUGACAAGACAAAGGGAGUGCAUUCAGGGUAUGUUGAAAUUAGUCAAUAUACUCAAAAAGACAAUGCGUUUUCAAGGCGUUAGAGCAUGGAUGGCUAUAGCAGGAAGGUGGGUAAGGAAUGAUUCAAAAUGUGUAUUGAGAGUUGGAGACUGAAGCAAGAUUAUUUUCCGUAGUCGUAAUGACAUGGUUGGUGGACUGACUUUCUGCCAUUGCAGAGUCAGCUCCCUGCCUGCUAAAUUUGAAAUGAAAGCAGGGGUGUAAUUGUGACUCAGUCUGACAUGUGGUGUAACUGGAUCGCUGGCCUUGUCGUGGUUGGAAAGGAAGUGAUGGAUUAUAGUCUUUGCUUAAAGUUACGAGGAGAAGCUUAGUAAGAUGUCAAGGGUACGCGAGAUGUGACGGUCAGGAAUGAGAACUGGUGGCAUAAACGGACGGAUGAAAGGCAUUGGGGUUGGUUCUAUUUGGUGUAAAUUGCUUUUAAUAACUGAUUUUGUUUUGUUUCCUAACAUCUUGACAAUUAAUGUUCUUGUAAAAUACUUUCAUGUUGUAUAUGUGGCAAUAAGGCACUUCAUAAUUAUCUUUAUAUUUUUGUAUUUUUUCCCAUGUCAGUGCUCUUUUGGACAACAGAUGAGAAAAUAAUUUAAAGAGACAAAUGUAUAUCUUAAUAAAAAAAAACCCUAAAGCCCAAAA
This is a messenger RNA of Conger conger (European conger), 5329 nucleotides long. It is a transcript of the gene rflna, whose product is annotated as refilin A. Gene Ontology annotation, cellular component: actin filament bundle. Gene Ontology annotation, biological process: negative regulation of bone mineralization involved in bone maturation; skeletal system morphogenesis; actin filament bundle organization. Bases 448 to 1107 code for a protein of 219 amino acids. Lineage: Eukaryota; Metazoa; Chordata; Actinopteri; Anguilliformes; Congridae. Gene Ontology annotation, molecular function: filamin binding. The transcript has 4 exons. The record is from RefSeq and is a predicted model, not a curated record.